AUGGAAGCAGAGCUGAGUCGCACAGCAAAGAUCACUUCGUCGUUAAUAUUUGGUGGGUUUGUGUUGCUUUAUGUGCAUCUCUAUAAUGUUUUGGUGUUGAAGCAGAAAAGGGUUCGAUCAAAGCUUCAAAGCCAAGGGGUUGGAGGACCUUCACCGUCUUUUCUUUAUGGAAACAUUCCUGAAAUGAAGAAGAUCCAUGUCCAUCUCCGAUCAACGACGAUGACAUCUCUGACAGACCACCAACACCAUCACCAUGGCGAUGGCAGUGGUGGUGCUCUUUCUCACGAUUGGCCUUCCACCGUGUUCCCGCAUAUAGCGCGGUGGCGGAACGAAUACGGACCAAUAUUCAUGUAUUCAAGAGGGAACAUACAGAAUCUAUGCAUAACAGAUCCAGAGAUGGUAAAGGAAGUGAGUCUGUGCACAUCUUUGAACCUAGGAAAGCCUUCUUUUCUAUCCAAGGAGAGAGGGCCUCUGCUAGGCCAAGGCAUUCUAUCAUCAAAUGGACAAUAUUGGGCUCACCAGAGGAAAAUCACUGCUCCAGAGUUCUACCUUGACAAGGUUAAGGGCAUGGUGAACCUUAUGGUGGAGUCCACUGCUACAAUGAUACAAUCUUGGGAGGCUAAAAUCGAAAAUGGAGGUGGCAAUGCAGAAAUAAAAGUUGAUGAGGAUGAGGAGUUUGUCAGCAGAUGUGAUCUCAAGAGCUUGUUUUGGAAGCAGCUAUGCCCAAGGGGAAGAGAUAUUCUUAAAGCUCAGAACUCUUCAAACUGUCAUGUCCAAGGGAAACAUUGGUGUUCCUGGCUCAAGGUAAAAUUACGUUUCGUUUACUCGGACAUCGACUUCGAAACUUUCUUUUGGAUGGCCCGGAUCCACUAA
Molecule: messenger RNA, 873 nt
Organism: Ilex paraguariensis (yerba mate)
Lineage: Eukaryota; Viridiplantae; Streptophyta; Magnoliopsida; Aquifoliales; Aquifoliaceae
Source: the annotation of a GenBank genome assembly